This is a messenger RNA of Drosophila miranda, 685 nucleotides long. RefSeq lists its product as uncharacterized. The transcript has a single exon. The record is from RefSeq and is a predicted model, not a curated record. Lineage: Eukaryota; Metazoa; Arthropoda; Insecta; Diptera; Drosophilidae. The coding region runs from base 257 to 532 and encodes 91 amino acids.
AGGAGUCCAUUGAUCUGAUAAAAACAUCUGCUCGUAAUUUAUUGUUUUUUGAUUCUUUUUUCUGCUUUUGUAAAUUGAAAAAAAAAACAUUUCCUCGACCUUUGUUGGGUUUUUUCUUUUCAUUAUUGGGAGGAGGAAAACUGUUCUAUUGUUUGUCCAAGCUUAAAACGGUAAAUUUCUCUGCUUCAAUUGCAAUGCUACUGAGCACACUACAUAUAAAACGCAGAUCAUAAAACUAUAUCAGAAAGAGUCGAAAAUGACUUGCUCCAGCUCACUGUUGGUCCUGCUGUCGAUGAUGGUGCUGAUGACAGCGCUGCCGUUCGAAGCUCACGCUCAAAUAGUGCGCAACGGCCAUUGCAGGCCCACACCCGUCCGAGUCCCGGCGGGGGGCAUGAUCUGCGAGCGGCAGUGCUACACGCCUGGCGGUCCACCCUUUCUCUGCCGACGCAUACCCCUCACCACUGACCUCCGAAUAUGCAGCGGCACCUGUUGUCGCUCCGGCCCAUACUGUCUGCAGUUGCUGCGAACGUGAUUAGAUAAUACAUAUACAGUAUGUCAAGAAACUCUUUACACACUGAAAAUAAAUUAAAUUUGUUUACUUUGGAUAAGAAAAUAAUGGCCUUUGAUUGAAAUUUAUCAAAUUUGUUUAAUUCAUAACCAUUCAGGGAUUAAUUAUAAAGUAGUU